AUGCCACCCCCGCCGCGCCGCUGCUCUCGGGCGUCUGCGGAGGAAGUGGCAGCGUCUUCGCCGCUUCCGACGCGCGCCUCGACUCGUCUCCUCUCGCAGAAGUCCUCUCCGUCUCCUCCCGUUUCGCCGCGUCGCUCAGCUGUCGCUUCGUCGCCUUCUUCCUCCUCUUCUUCUUCUUCUUCCGCCGCUUCUUCGUCUCUGCGGCGGAGUCCGCGGAAGAGGAAGGACGCGCCUUCUCCGCGGAAGCGGAAGGACGCGCCUUCUCCGCGGAAGCGGCAGGCCUCAGAGCCCGCGACCGCCUCGCACCGGCGGCGGCGGGAGUCUUCUGACGGCGGCGGAGGGAGCUCUUCGUCGUUUUCUGAGAACGAGGAGAUUUCUUCAGAGGAAGGGAGUUCCAGCGACAGUUUCGCGGAGGAGGCGUUUUCCUCAGAGGCAUCGUCUGUCAGCGACAGCGAGAGCGAAAGCGAGGACAGAAAGCAGAGAAGGAGGCGCGGGAAGUCUUCUUCAGCCUCGCGGCAGAAGAGUGCGAACCAGUCCUCUUCUUCGCGAUCUGGUAAGGCCGCAAAAACCUCGCGCGCGGCUUCGAAGAGAGCCGCGGAACCCGAGGAAGAAGAAGACGAUGGAUGGCUGGACUGCGAACGCUCUGCGGAGGACUUUGUGUGCGAAGUGCCGAUUCUCGCGGGAGAGAAGACGAGGAAAUUCUUUCGCAAGAUCGUCGUCACCGAGCGCCACAAGACAAACAAACUCGUCGACGGCAGAAAAACAGAAGUCAACCUCCUGCAGUACGUCGAGGUGGCCGUGGCAGACCUCGAGAGAGAGACAGGGAAACGCCCAGGAAGCAAACGCGGCGCGAACGCGGAAUUUCGAAACAGAACAGCGCAAGUGAUGGCGAUUUUUCAGGACUUCCCUGUGCACGAGAAGAGCCACAAGGGCGGGCGGCGGCGGAAGCAAGAGGCAGGGCAGAUCAUGGCGGAGUUGCGCUGGCUGUACGACCGCGAAGACAUUGAAAAUCACUGUUGGUGGAUGAGCGUCUCCGUCAGCGACGCGGACCUCCCGCAGGAGACGUGGGAAGUCGCCGACUCGGAUAAGUGCGAGAUUCUGCCUGCGGACCUGAUUGACGAGGUUGUGGUGGCGCACUACGACCGCGAGUCCUUCAGCGCCUUCUUCGAAGAGGAGGAGCGGAAGGAGAGAGAGAAAGAGAGACGCAGAAACGGGGUUGACGCAAAUGGAGAGGGCAGAAAAAAGACGCAGGAAGAAGAAGAGUCUUCAGACGACGAAGAAGAAGCUGUCGCCUCCGUCAUUCUCGUCACGCACUUCUUCUGCACAAAAACCAGCGCCAUUCUCCCCCUCUCCACCAUGGACCCCGACUCUUUCUUCCAGAAGCUUCAGCGAUGCAGCCGUUUCUACCUCCGCCACUACGAGGCGUCGAGUGCCGAGCGAGACGCGCUGCAAAAAAACAAGUUCCCUGGCGCUUUUGGGAAAGAAGGCAAAGACGGAAAAUGCGACGAGACGCUCCACCGGGAGCUUGUUCAGCGCGCAGUGCGACGCCUGCAGCUCGGCAACAUUCCAGACACGCUUCCGUGCCGAGGCAAGGAAUGCCAGCAUGUGCGACAGUUUAUUCGCAGCAGCAUCCUGCAGUCCGGCAACGGCGAAGUUCUGUACGUGAGUGGCCUGCCGGGCACAGGCAAAACGGCGACCGUUCAGUCGGUCCUCCGCGAGCUCCAGGAGGAGGUGGAAGAAGGCCUGCUGCCGCCGUUCGACAUCGCGGACGUGAACGCGAUGCGGCUGCCGCAUCCCGACUUCCUUUUCUCGGUCUUGCAUCGCCGCUUCUUCGGGACUAAGGCGCGCAGCACGCAGCAGGCCUUCGCAGCACUCGAUCGCUACUUCACCUCGGCUCGCGGGCGCUUGGAGGCGAAGGCAGACCGGCGCCGGGACUGCGACGCCCUGGAGGACGACUACUGGAGCUACUGCGACAGUCGCGGGCGACAGAAAGGCUCGCGCUCGCAGAGCGACUGGGCGAAGCGCAUCGUCCGCGGCGGUCAGGAGCGCCGGCCCUGCGUCUUGGUCGUGGACGAAGUGGACUGCCUGCUCACGCAAAAGCAGCGCGUGCUGUACACACUCUUUGACUGGCCCAUGCACCGGAACGCGCGGCUCAUCGUCGUCGGCAUCGCCAACACCGUCGACUUGCCUGACCGCAUCCUCUCUUCGCGCUGCGCCUCGCGCGUUGGCUUCGGGCGCCUCACCUUCAAUCCGUAUACCCGCGAGCAGAUCGAGGAAAUUCUUCUCGCUCGCCUGCAGGAAUGCAGACAUCUUUUUAACGAGGCGGCGAUAAAAGUCUGUGCGCGGAAAGUAGCGAAUUUCUUCGGGGAUCUCCGCCGCGCGCUGCAACCCGCGGACAUCGCUAAGGCCGCGAACGACCUCUUCGAUUCUCCGAUAAAGGACGCCAUCACUGCGCUCCCCUGGGGACUGAAACUACUCCUCUUCAGCCUUCUCCAGGCGCAGCGCGUGGAUGGCGGCGGCGUGCCUCUGCUUCAGCUGCACAAUCGCUUUCAAGGUCUCCUCGUCACAGGGUUCGGUUCGCGCGCGGAGGACGGAGAGGCGACGGCGAGUGAGUCUCCUGCGGAAAGCAGAGGAGAAGACUUCCGCCGCGCGCUCUCCGCCGGCAAAGGCAUCGAGUUCGACGAGCUGAAGAGAAUGAUUGACGUGCUGGUUCAACUCAACGUCGUACGCCUCGGGUUCUACCUGCCUCGCGUGGAGGCCGCUUCGGCCGCGCCCGCUGCCGACUUGGAAGAAGAUCCAGUCGGCGCAGGCGACGAGCGCCGCGGGGCUUCUUCGCGGUCUGCCUCACCGCAGAAGCUGCGAAAAACUGCGAAAAACGCCGCACUCGCGUCGGCGCUGGGCUUGCCGCAGGGCUUCGGGCCUCUGCGCGUCGACCCGCUCGUUGACGAACUCGGCGGAGACAUGCAGGUGGCGAUUGCUGUGCCGCUGGAGGAUGUCAGCAGCGCGUUUCUCGAGGAUCCGGAUUUCCGCCUGCUCUUGUAG
Besnoitia besnoiti is the source of this 3042-nucleotide messenger RNA. RefSeq names its product ATPase, AAA family protein. Gene Ontology annotation, biological process: DNA replication initiation; mitotic DNA replication checkpoint signaling. The record is from RefSeq and is a predicted model, not a curated record. The transcript has 17 exons. Bases 1 to 3042 code for a protein of 1013 amino acids. Gene Ontology annotation, cellular component: nuclear origin of replication recognition complex. Lineage: Eukaryota; Apicomplexa; Conoidasida; Eucoccidiorida; Sarcocystidae. Gene Ontology annotation, molecular function: ATP hydrolysis activity; DNA replication origin binding.